Messenger RNA from Pecten maximus, 2739 nucleotides. RefSeq names its product RNA-binding protein 28-like. Bases 15 to 2651 code for a protein of 878 amino acids. The transcript has 20 exons. Lineage: Eukaryota; Metazoa; Mollusca; Bivalvia; Pectinida; Pectinidae. The record is from RefSeq and is a predicted model, not a curated record. Gene Ontology annotation, molecular function: RNA binding.
CGGUGCCUUCCAAAAUGGCGGCCGCAACAACACAUGCUUGGAAGAGCAAAACGUUGUUUUUGAGAAAUCUGCCAUUUUCAACUACAAAUGAAAAACUUGAGGAGAUUUUCGGUGAUAUUGGACCUCUAAAGACGUGUUUUGUCGUUAAACCAAAAGGUGCAGAAAAAAGCAGAGGGUUUGGUUAUGUGGCAUAUUCUAUGUUGGAGGAUGCAGAAAAGGCCAAAAAUUCUGUCAAAGCAAUAGAUGGAAGGAAGAUCAUGAUAACGUUUGCAGAGAGAAAACGGGACAACAGAAUGAGAAUGGGUACAAACAGAACAGUUCCACCUGUCAAAGAGGAAGUGAAAGAGGAAGAUAAGGAGGAACAAAGCUCUGAUAAUGAAGAGAGGGAAGAGGAAGAUGGCAAAAAAGGGAAACUUGAUGGGAAGGAUAAACAGCAGAUAAAAUACCAGUGGUCUAAAACUUUACAAGUUUCUGGCUGGAAGGACCAUUUCUCACAGGAGGAUAUUCACAAGUACAUAACUAAAAUAAACGUCAAAAACGUCAGCAAGUUGGAGUUUCCUUUGAGAAACUGUGAACAGCCUACAGCGCUGAUGAGGUUCAAAUCUAUCCGAGACACGAAAGCUGGACAGAGGAAACUAGAGUCAAGUUCUGGCAAAGAAGGUUACACAUUGUCUGCCAGAUGUCAGAAGGACGACUUCAAAGUUGUUUCCCAGAAAGAAUUAAAACAAUGUCGAAUCAUUGUUAGAAACCUAUCUUUUAAAUGUACAGAGGAUAAAUUGCGUGAAUAUUUUGAAAAGUUUGGCGACAUCACAGAAGUCAAGAUUCCUUUAAAGCCAGAUGGCAGGAUGUUUGGUUUUGGGUUUGUACAGUUUGAGAAACAAGAUGAGGCUGACCAAGCAAUCAAAGGAAUGAACAUGAAACCUAUAUUAGGACGUCCUGUUGCUGUAGACUGGACAUUGCCAAAGAACCAAUACAUCGCAGCUCAGACCAGGAAAGUGGAGCCAGCGCCCAGAGGGGAGGCUAACAAGUCCCAGGCAGCAGAGAGAAGAGAAACUAGUAAACCUCACAUAAAAAAGGAAAUAAAAAUUGAACCCGUCAGCGAUGACGAUGACACAGCAUCUGAUGAGGGGUCGUUUAGUACAGAAAACGAUGAGAGCGAAAGCAUGGAAGAGGGAUCAGUAGAUUCAGAAGACAAUGAGGAAGAAGACGAGUCUGAAUCUAAUUCAGAUGAUGAAGGGUUUGCUGAAGCAGAUGAAAAGAACGAAGAAGAAGAAACAAGUGAUGAGGAAGAUGCGGCUGAUGAUUCAAACAAUCAAAGAAAGAAAAAGAAACAAAACAAAAAUGUGAAUAAACGGAAAAGUGAUGUGGAGGAAGGAAGGACACUAUUUAUCAGAAACGUAGCAUUCGAAACAUUUGAGGAAACGUUAGAGGAAGAGCUGGAGGAAUUUGGAGAAAUUAAUUAUUGUCGACUUGUGAUGGACUCUCAAACAGAGCACUCUAAAGGCAUGGCAUUUGUGCAGUUUAGGACUGUUGAAGGAGCCAAAUCUUGUCUGGAGAAAGCUAACGAUGAAUCCCGGGAUGGAGGAAUUACUGUGGAUAAUAGGAAGCUGUGUAUUGCUGUAGCGGUGAGUCGUGACAAGGCAAAAGACUUCAAAGAGGUGGAGAAGAAAAAACAGGAGGACAAACGUAACUUGCACUUGGCAAGAGAAGGCAUGAUUCGGCCGGGGACACAGGCAGCUGAAGGCUUGUCUAAGGACGAUCUACAGAAACGCAUGAAGGUAGAAAACAUAAAAAGGGAAAAGUUAAAAAAACCAAAUAUAUUUAUCUCGGCAACUCGUCUGUGUGUUCGGAACCUCCCCAUACAGUUCACAGAUAAGGAGUUCAAACAAGUCUUCCUCAAGGUUGUCGGUGAUAAAAAGGCUGUCAUCAAUGAGUGCCGGAUCAUGCUUGACUUGGAGAGAGUGAACGGACAAGGGAAGGCAAAGUCCAGAGGUUACGGAUUUGUGAACUUUACCGAACACAAACAUGCUUUACAGGCGCUCAGGGCGGCCAACAAUAACCCGGACCUCUUCGAGGAUAAACGGCGUCUCAUCGUUGAAUUCUCCCUGGAAAACAAAACAGCUCUACAAGCCAAGGAGAAGAAAAUGGAGAGACACAAGGCUAGACAGUUACAACUACAACAGAAACGAGAAAGUACUGCUGCAAAGACAGAAGAAGAAGAAAAUAAAAAGAAGGCACAAGCCAAGGAAAACAGAAAAUCUAAAUCUAAAGACAAUUUAACAAACAAAUUUAUCGGUAAAGUUCAGAACGAGGAAAGAGGUGAUGAUGAUAAAAAAUUACCUAAAGGUCUACCAUCACAUUGGGGACCAAAAGUACGGCACAAACCUCGACCAGCCAAGUUAGAGAUGGAGAAAAAGGAGAAAAAGAAAGCAAAGAAACAAAGACAGAAACAACAACGUGGGGAGGCAGUGAGUUCACAACCAACAACAGGCAACAAACGACAGAUCACAGAUGCACAGGACAAGGGACCUUUGAUGAAGAAAAAGAGACAUUCUGGUAAAGAGAAAGUGGAUGACUUCGAUAAACUAGUUAAUAGAUAUAAACAAAAGUUUACAUCUGCUAAAACCUCAUCCAAGUGGUUUGACAGCUAAUAUCUUCCGUGGAAAUUUGCCUGAAUAUAAAUAUGAGACUAACUGUUAUUUGUGAUAUUUGUUCUUCAAUAAAUACAUUGUACAUAUA